Hibiscus syriacus is the source of this 5125-nucleotide messenger RNA. Its product is annotated as receptor-like protein 15. The coding region runs from base 93 to 4817 and encodes 1574 amino acids. Gene Ontology annotation, molecular function: protein binding. The transcript is spliced from 21 exons. Lineage: Eukaryota; Viridiplantae; Streptophyta; Magnoliopsida; Malvales; Malvaceae. The record is from RefSeq and is a predicted model, not a curated record.
AAUGAAUUUCUGGGAAACAUGAGGGGUGGUCCCUUUCGUUGUAGUAUAUAAUGGGUUAACAAUAUUGGCCACAAAAGCAUAAGAAAUAGUUGAUGAGUGAGCAGAUGGAGUCGAGAUGGUGUGCUAUGGUUCUGUUGGCGUUUUUAGUGUUGGGGUGGUGUGAGUGUUGCUUGGAGGAAGAACGAGUCGCUCUCUCCCGACUCAAACCUUUCUUUCCUCUCAUUGAUUAUACAAAUGAUGUUAGCUAUUACCCGGUAGAGGAAAAAGAGACUUCAUUAAACUGCUGUGAAUGGGAGAGGGUUGAAUGCAACCCAACCACCGGACGAGUUAUCAAACUAUUUCUUGAUGCGCCACGGGAUGAAGGUCCGUAUGGUCUCCAUAAUAGAGUUCCUUGGUAUUUGAAUGCUUCGUUAUUUCUUCCUUUUCAGGAAUUAAAGAAUCUCUCCUUGGGAGGAAAUUACAUUGCUGGUUGUGUUGCCGACCAAGGUUUCGAAAGGCUGUCUUCGAAAUUAAAGAAAUUGGAGAUACUUGAUUUAAGUGAAAAUUAUUUCAAUGAUAGCAUUUUCAUGUCCUUAAGUGAACUUUCAUCCCUCAAGUUUUUGGAUUUAUCAUACAACUUCCCAUUGACAGGAUCGAAUCAUACUAAUGGUAUUAAGAUGCUAUCAAGAUUGAAUAAUUUGGAGACUUUGAUUUUAUCUCGUAACAGCUUAAGUAACAACAUCCUAUCACAAUUACAUGGUUUUACUUCUUUAAAAUCAUUGAAUCUACAGUUGUGUGGAUUAGAAGGAACUGUUGAUUUGCUGGAAUUCAGUACUUUGAAAAAUUUAAAGGAAUUGUACUUAGGCGGCAAUGAGAUUGAGAGCUUGGGAUCUUCAUUCCAAGAAUCAAGGCUGAUGAAUUUGGAAGUGCUUGAUUUACGGGGGAAUCGCUUCAACAAUAGCAUAUUGUCAUCUCUUGGUAGGUUUCCGAAUCUGAGGUCUUUGUCUCUUGGAGGUUCUGAAUUAAAAGGAUCAAUAGAUAUUAAAGAAUUAGUUGGCUUGAGAAGCUUGGAGGAGGUGGAAAUCUUCUGCUGGUCAGGUUGUAGCCUUCUGCUACAGUCAUUCGGCUCAUUUCCAUCGUUAAAGACUCUUUCUUUGGGAGGUUUUAGUUUUAAUGAUACGAUGGUGACAUCCGAUUUUCCAAACAGUUCUGUUGGAAGUCCAAGAGGAUUUUCUUCUUUGAAGCAUUUGAGGUUGUCCUCGUGUGAGAUCAGCCAAAACUUCACUCUACAAGUAUUUCAAUUGAAGAAUUUGGAGUCUUUGGACAUAUAUCUUACUCCUCUUGCAAAUAACUUUCUUGAAAAAAUUGGUGCAAUGCCUUCUCUCAAGUUUCUAAGCAUAUGGGGUUGUGGACUCAAUGGCACCUUACAUGUCCAAGAAUCAAGGCUGAUGAAUUUAGAAGUGAUUGAUUUGCGGGGGAAUCUCUUCAACAAUAGCAUAUUGUCAUCUCUUGGUAGGUUUCCAAAUCUGAGGUCUUUGUCUCUUGGAGGUUCUGAAUUAAAAGGAUCAAUAGAUAUUAAAGAAUUAGUUGGCUUGAGAAGCUUGGAGGAGGUGGAUAUCUUCUGCUAUUCAGGUUGUAGCCUUCUGCUACAAUCAUUCGUCUCAUUUCCAUCGUUAAAGACUCUUUCUUUGGGAGGUUUUAGUUUUAAUGAUACGAUGGUGACAUCCGAUUUUCCAAACAGUUCUGUUGGAAGUCCAAGAGAAUUUUCUUCUUUGAAGCAUUUGGAGUUGUUUGAGUGUGAGAUCAGCCAAAACUUCACUCUACAAGCAUUUCAAUUGAAGAAUUUGGAGUCUUUAGACAUAUCAGAGACUCCUCUUGCAAAUAACUUUCUUGAAAAAAUUGGUGCAAUGCCUUCUCUCAAGUUUCUAAGCAUAUGGGGUUGUGGACUCAAUGGCACCUUACAUGUCCAAGAAUCAAGGCUGAUGAAUUUGGAAGUGCUUUAUUUGCGGGGGAAUCGCUUCAACAAUAGCAUAUUGUCAUCUCUUGGUAGGUUUCCGAAUCUGAGGUCUUUGUCUCUUGGAGGUUCUGAAUUAAAAGGAUCAAUAGAUAUUAAAGAAUUAGUUGGCUUGAGAAGCUUGGAGGAGGUGGAUAUCCUCUGCUAUUCAGGUUGUAGCCUUCUGCUACAAUCAUUCGGCUCAUUUCCAUCGUUAAAGACUCUUUCUUUGGGAGGUUUUAGUUUUAAUGAUACGAUGGUGACAUCCGAUUUUCCAAACAGUUCUGUUGGAAGUCCAAGAGAAUUUUCUUCUUUGAAGCAUUUGGGGUUGUUCGGGUGUGAGAUCAGCCAAAACUUCACUCUACAACUUUCUUCUUUGAAGCAUUUGGAGUUGUCCUCAUGUGAGAUCAGCCAAAACUUCACUCUACAACUUUCUUCUUUAAAGUAUUUGGAGUUGUCCUCGUGUGAGAUCAGCCAAAACUUCACUCUACAAGCAUUUCAAUUGAAGAAUUUGGAGUCUUUGGACAUAUCAUAUACUCCUCUUGCAAAUAACUUUCUUGAAAAAAUUGGUGCAAUGCCUUCUCUCAAGUUUCUAAGGAUAGAUGAUUGUGGACUCAAUGGCACCUUACAUGUCCAAGGUUUUUGUGAUUUGAUGAAUGUUCGAGAAUUGGAUAUAGCCUACAAUAAUUUAACGGGUAAUUUGCCCGAGUGUAUUUCCAACUUCACAUCUCUCGAAAGUUUGGAUCUGUCUUCAAAUCAGUUAUAUGGAAAAGUAUCUGCCCUUAAGAGUUUAACAUCCCUUGUAAUGUUGAGGCUUUAUGAUAAUUACUUUCGAGUCCCAAUCUCGUUGGAACCUUUCUUCAACCUUUCAAAGCUCAAGUUUUUUGAUGCGGACAACAAUCUCAUGUAUGUUGAAAGCGAGAUGCAAUCCUUGGUCCCAAGAUUCCAAUUGAAUCAGAUCAGCUUAUCUUGUUGUGGAGAUGUUGGACAAUUUCCUGCAUUCCUCUACCACCAGCAUGACUUGCAGUAUGUUGAUCUCUCUAAUGUCAACUUAAAAGGGAAAUUUCCAAAUUGGUUGUUGCAAAACAACACAAAUUUAGCAAGUUUAUCACUUGCCAACAACUCUCUCAUCGGACCUUUUAAGUUAUCUUUCUUUCCACAAACAGAAUUACGACGGUUGGAUGUCUCAAAAAAUUUCUUCUAUGGCGAAGUUCCAAUUGAAAUAGGGGAAAAACUACCAUCACUGAGGUUUUUGAACAUGUCAAAAAACCAUUUUCACGGUACCAUUCCUGCUUCGAUUGGUGAUAUGAAUUACCUGGAAGUCUUGGACUUGUCAGACAAUCAAUUGUCCGGUGGACUGCCAGAGGGUUUGACCCUGGGAUGCUCUUCAUUAAAUUACCUUGCACUGUCAAACAACAGAUUGCAAGGGCAGAUGUUCUCUUCAAAGUUCAACCUCACAGAAUUGUUUCAGCUGCGUUUGGAUGGGAAUCAUUUCUCAGGAAAAAUCCCAGAUUCUUUGUCUGAUUGCUCUUCGUUGUCUGUAUUGGAUUUAAGCAAUAACCAUAUUUCUGGGGAGAUUCCAAAUUGGAUGGAGAAUAUGUCACAGUUGACAACCUUGGAUUUAAGCAAUAAUGAGAUUUCUGGUGAGAUACCAAGGUGGAUGGGGAAUAUGUCAAGAUUGGAACAUAUUGCGAUGGCGCAAAAUCAUCUUGAAGGUCCAUUCCCGGUGGAGUUUUGCAAUCUUAAUCUUCAUCUUAAACUUUUAGACCUUUCGAUGAACAAUAUUUCUGGGCAUGUUCCAUCAUGCUUUAGUCCAUUAUGGAUCAAUCAAGUUCAUUUAUCAAGAAACAAGCUACAAGGGCCAAUCACAAAUGCUUUCCGCAACAGCAGCAUCUUGGUGACAUUAGAUCUCAGUAACAACCACUUGACUGGAAAAAUUCCGAAUUGGAUUGGCAACCUUUCUCAGCUGAGCUAUCUUCUUCUAAACAACAACCAUUUUGAAGGAAAGAUUCCACUUCGGUUAUGCAAUUUGGAUCAAUUAAGCUUGAUUGAUCUUUCCAAUAAUAAUCUUUCAGGUACUGUUCCAUCUUGCUUGAUGAUUACAGCAUUUGUUGAAGUAUCUCAAGAAUAUGUUCGUUAUGUCGCUGCUGUUGCGUAUAAUCAGACUUCAUUCUCCACUGAUGAUCCGAUACAGUUCACAUCGAAAAACAACUCAUACUUUUACAAGGGAAGACUCCUUGCAUACCUGUCUGGCAUCGAUCUCUCUUGCAACAAGUUGACAGGUGAGAUUCCCCACCAAGUGAAGAACUUUCAGAAUAUCUAUGCAUUGAAUCUGUCUCACAACCGUUUGAUAGGAUCAAUCCCACCGACAUUUUCCGAUUUGAAGAAAAUCGAGAGUUUGGAUCUUUCCCACAACAACUUGAGUGGUACAAUCCCUCCACAACUUGUGGAGUUAUAUAGCUUGUCUUAUUUCAGUGUAGCUUACAAUAAUUUGUCCGGAAGUACACCGGUAAUGACCGCACAAUUUUCAACAUUUGAGGAAAGCAGCUACGUUGGAAAUCCUCUUCUCUGCGGUAAACCAUUGCCGAAGAACUGCUCACCAUCCGAACCACCACCAUCGUCAUUGCCGAAGGGGUCAACCGACAACGACUUGAUCGAUAUGACGGCCUUCUAUGCGUCUUUCGUUGCAUCUUAUGUUGUGGUGAUACUGAGUAUUGCGAGUGUGCUUUACAUUAAUCCUUACUGGAGAAGAGCAUGGUUCUAUCAUAUAGGAGAAAUCAGCAAAUGUUGCUACUAUUUCUUGGAAGAUCAUAUUCUGCCUAAAAGAUUUCUCAGUGGAAAUUAAUAUGGCUGUUAUGAAACUGUGAAUUCGGCGAGAGUGAAGGGCCGGCGCCGACCCCACAUCCUCUGAGUCUGCGCUUUUAUUUUAUUCGGGAAGAACCCACGCUUCCAGCCAAAGCGAUAACCGAAACAUGAUACCUUCUUCUCGGAUUCGAGCAUAACUUCUAAAAAUAAAUGAGAUUUAGGGAUAAUGGAAUGAAUGGUCCCUAGAUUAUUGUAAAUCUUCCCUAUGCGUACUUAUGUUUCUAAAAUGGUACAUGGCCUCUAAUAUUGUCAAAUAUGUGAAAUGACAUGCAGCCUCUUUGAUCCAAA